AUGGCCACCAAACAGAACAGCAAUGAUUCAUUUGCCUGCAUCUCGGGUGGGGUAUCUCCAGCCGGUCAUACGCCGGCAGCUUCGUUUUCAAAGCAGUUACACAAAAAACGUCAACACAAGUAUAGCAGAGGUGGAUGUGUGACUUGUAAGAGCAAAAAAGUUAAGUGUGACGAGCACAAGCCCAUGUGCCAUCGGUGCAGGCGGCUAAAUCUAGAGUGUGGGUACCAGCCGUUCAAAUUUGAACAUGUGGUGAGUACAGAUCAGGUUCCUCGAGGAGCGAAAUUUCCGAAGAUUGUUUUUAAGAACAUACAGGUAGCAGGAGGGAGUGUUGGAGGUGUUGAUGAAGGUGAAGGUGAAGAAGAUGAAGAAGAUGAAGAAGAUGAAGGUGAGGCUGAUGAAGGUGAAGGUGAUGAAAAUGAUGAAAAUGAUGAAAAUACUGCUGGUAGUUCAAAGUUUCUUGGCAAUACAGAAAUGCAGCAGCAAGGAUGCAAUGGUGAAAAAUCGACAGACUGCCAGGCAGAAGAUGAUCCAGCGGUUCAGCCGGCGGAGGACCGGUUUUCGCGGCAGAUUGCAAACAUGUUGGCAAACCAGGAACACUUGGUUGACGAUAUAAUGGAGGAAAACAAGCGGUACUCGAUGCCCGGGCAGGUUCCGGUAUUUUGGAGUGGAAAAAGCAUUUCUGGGCUUGCCGAACAAUCGGAUCCGGGCCCGGGGCCUACGGAAAGCUCCGACACGGUCGGGCCGGGGCUGCAGAACUUUGCUGCGUUGUUUUUUGAUGCUGUUCCAGGCCUGGGUGCGGUGCAAUGCAAGUCAGAGCAGCUGCCAGAGUUGAAGGACACCCGUGCACCAGACGUAGACACCCGUGCGCCGGAAGAGUUUGCUCGCGGCUCGCAGUUCGAACCCCGCAGGUACGACUUUUUGCAGUGCCUCGCACGGUCAGACAGCAAGCAGAAAAUGGAUGUUUUGUGCGAAACGUUGGGUCUCACGUGGCGGGAAUCGGUGGAUUUCCGCUCGUUCAUGUUGAAUAUUCAGCCAACGUUGAACCCAUUUGCAUCGUCGUAUUUCGACUCGUCGACAACACAUGUAUUGCUCGAAAAAGCACACACAAGUCCAUAUCUCCUAAAUGCGAUGCUUGCCUGCGGUUCACGGUACCUGAUUGAGAAACUGGUGUCGGUACGCCGCGGGCUGGACAAUGGGAAUGUGGAAAACGGCCCAGACCAGCUGUCAGAGAAGCUUUUUACGAUAAAUCAUCGAAUCCGGCGAAUUGAGACCGAUCGCACCAAGUAUCUCUCGAAUUGCUAUCGGCAUUUGAAGAACUUGCUUGAGAAACCCGAGCGGAUGCCGGCGGAGGCCGAAAGUGCGUUGCUCACCAGCAUUAUUCUAACUGCAGACCUCUCAUCCUUUUCCGAUAGUCACUGGAGCGUUCACUUGAAGGGAGCCAAGCAAUUCUUGUGGGACUACGUGGAGUGUGGCCGCCCCAUUACAGACACCAUCAUCAUUUCCAAGUAUCUGCUCGCGUCGCUUGAAAUUUCGGUGCUUAUGAUGACUCCCGAGUCGUUACUUGAUCCUUCCGUCAUUUCACUCCCUGAAUUGGACAAGGCGUAUCCUGUGCCUGUUAACUAUGCUUCGAUGACCCAGCUCUAUCGUCUUGGGAUGGUCCAGGAUGGGUAUCGGGAGAAAAUCGGGCCGGAUGGGUCUGCAACCGCCGUUUUUGUCCCGGGAGCCUUCAAACUCUACUUGGGGUACACAGACGACGUUAUGAGCCUUAUAAAGGCGAUAAUCUAUGCGAGAGGGCACGCUGCAGAGACCGGUAAGGUUGUUGACCCGCUUGCAACGUGUGAGAUCUUCGCGUUGAUUGCAAAAGCAAAGAAAUCGUACAUUAUGACGAAAGACGCCCCGUUCCAGAUCCCGAUUUCCUCCAGAUUCCAUCCGUAUUACACCGGUGUUGACAAGUUGAGGGCGUACCCGAGUGCGUACGGACUCGUUUCGGGCGGCUUACCGGACCAAAACACGUGCUGGUUCUCAUAUUUCGACAUGUGCAACCAGGCCAGGGUUGAUGCCUUGCACUUGUACGUUCUUGUAAGCAACACUUUUAUGGGGAUGCCGCCCACAAACGCACAUGUCCGCCGGCUUUUCCGCCGGGCCAUGAAGAAUUUCGGCUUUCUUGUUCGUUUCACUAAAAACGAACUGCCCCAACACGAUCUGGACUUGUUGGAUCGCCACUACAAUCGUGAUCUCGUGCUUUCCGACCCUGCUGACCUCGUUCAGCUCAACACUGAGGACAACACCGUCAUCCUUACCCCUGAAAAAAUCGAUCAAGUGUGCCGCAGUGAGUUGACAAACACGUUUAAGCACCCAAUCAACUACGAUCGAUACGUUGAGUGCCAUAUAGACCACCGGAUCUGCAUGGUGCAGUGGUGUGUGAUGAUCUUUGGCUUCUGCUCCGUCACGCCCAGCGAAAAAAUCAUAAUUGAAAGCUUGCUCAUGAGACUUUUGAAGGUUGGAAUCAAGAGCGGCCGGUUAUCUUUGGAAAAGUUGUCUAGAGUCUGGACUUUGCGGAGGAUCCGGUACCGGGGGGAUUCGGGAGUGCUUUACCCACUUCAUGCUGAUUAUGGCAACGAGUUUUUCCGGGAUGAGAGCAAGGGCAUCUUGUUCACGUAG
Brettanomyces bruxellensis is the source of this 2661-nucleotide messenger RNA. RefSeq lists its product as uncharacterized. Gene Ontology annotation, molecular function: DNA-binding transcription factor activity, RNA polymerase II-specific; transcription cis-regulatory region binding; zinc ion binding. Bases 1 to 2661 code for a protein of 886 amino acids. The record is from RefSeq and is a predicted model, not a curated record. Gene Ontology annotation, cellular component: nucleus. Lineage: Eukaryota; Fungi; Ascomycota; Pichiomycetes; Pichiales; Pichiaceae. Gene Ontology annotation, biological process: positive regulation of transcription by RNA polymerase II. The transcript has a single exon.